CCCACUUUGCUCCUCUCUGUCUUUCUUUCACUUUCCCCACCCCCGUCUCGCCGUCGCCGCCGACGGUGGAAACAUCAGAACUCCGAGUCUCCAACCUCGCUCCUCCUCUGUCUUUCACUUUCCCCACCUGCGACGCGGUAGCCCCCAUCUCCAUCUCGCCGCCGUCGCCGAGCAGGUUGGGGCGAAAGGAAAGGAAAGGAGAGCUGCUCAGCACGGCGACCUCGCAGCACUGCACUGGAGUCAACCAAGCUCAGCCUGCCUCUGCAAUGUUGAUUUGAUGGUAUCUACAAUUAGGGCUACUGCAAAGCAACAGUCACAGCCGUGUUUCUGCUCUUCUCUGUCCAGGCAUCCAUCUGGUUUGCUCUCUGCUCCUAAUGUCAUCUGUUCCAGUUUGUGCUUCCUAGACUACUACAUACAGUACAGUACAGUACAGCACAUGGCUAAAUCUCCAGCAGUUCUGAAUGGAGGACCAAAGUGUGCUGGAGCGUAUACUUAACGGAGAAGAGGACCCCAAGGAUCUGCCAUUAGCGCUCUUACAAAGCAUCACCAAUGAUUUCUCUCAAGACAGACAAAUUGGUCAGGGUGGAUUUUGGAGUGGUUUACAAGGGUGUACUCCGAAAUGGGAUUAUUGUUGCUGUCAAGAGGAUAGAAGUGAAUCAAAUCACAAUUGAUGACGUGUCAUUUCGUCGUGAGUUUAAUAGCCUGAUGAACAACAAUCAUCAAAAUGUAGUCCGGUUUCUUGGCUUCUGUUCUAAUACACAUCAUAUACCGAGAAAAGAGGCUGGAGAAAUUAGCCUUGUCAACGUAAGAGAAAGAUUGCUCUGUUUUGAGUACAUACGCAAUGGAAGUCUUGAUAAGCAUAUUACUGAUGAAUUAAGGGGACUUGAAUGGGAACCACGUUAUGCAAUAAUGUCUGGAAUUUGCAAGGGUUUGUUUUAUCUCCACGAGGAAUUUUUUUUUGUUCAUAUGGACCUUAAACCGCCAAAUAUAUUACUUGAUGAUCAUAAGAUUCCAAAAAUUACUGAUUUUGGGUUGUCAAGAUCUGAUGAAAUGUCGCAUACUACAGGUCAACGUUUUGGAACACCAGGAUAUGUCGCUCCAGAAUACAAGAAAGAUGGCAAAACUUCAUUCAAGUGUGACAUAUACAGUUUGGGUGUCAUAAUCACAGAAUUGGUAACGGGGCGUAAGAGCGUCCCUCACAAAAAUAAUGCAUUGUCUGGAUAUUGCUCGGAGUCUCGCUCCGGGAUGAAAACCCAUGAUCUAGCCUCAUUGGUUGGAUCGAGUGACAUCAGAUGGUACUUCAUAGUAAUUGAUGAUAUAUGGGAUUCGGAAGCAUGGGGUCUUAUUCAAUCUGCUUUUCCAGAAACCGAACGUGGAAGUAGAGUGAUAACAACAACAAGGAAUCAUGAUGUUGCUCUUGCCACUUGCAAUGCUGAAAGCGAAUAUGUUUAUAAGAUCAAACCACUCAGUGUUGAAGACUCAAUAACACUAUUUUUUAGAAGAACAUUUGGUCCCAAAAAGGGUUGUCCUGAUACACCCAGAAAAGUAGAGAUUUCAAUUGAUAUUCUAAAUAGAUGUGGUGGUAUGCCACUUGCUAUUAAUAGCAUAGCAAGCCUUCUGGCUGGCAAGACAGACUCGACCUGGGAGUAUGUAUGGAAAUCUUUGGGUGCUAUGACUGAAGGAGAUGAUCAUGAAAAGAUGAAGCAAAUAUUGGAUCUUAGCUACAUACAUCUUCCUGAUCAUCUUAAGACAUGUCUGCUUUAUGUUUGUAUGUAUCCAGAGGAUCGCGAGAUAGAUAAACAUAAUUUGUUGAGGAAAUGGGUAGUCGAAGGGUUCGUGCACGUGAGUAGAAACAGUGGGCUGGAUGCAGAGGAUGUUGCAGAAAAGUACUUCGAAGAGCUCAUCAGCAUGUGUAUGAUCCAACCUGGGAGGAUAGACAAAUACAGCAAUGAAGUGUUGUCUUGUAGAGUACAUGAUAUAAUUCUUGAUCUGAUGAGAUCCAAGUCAAGUAAAGAGAAUGUUAUUCAUGUAAUUGAUGGUUCGAAAGAUGAGACAGGGGAGAUCCGUCGAGUCUCGGUCCAUCGCAAUGAUAAAGAGGAUACGAGAAUUUCGGAAACAAUCAAUAAAGGGUCACUGUCACAUGUUCGGUCUGUGUUACUUUAUCGAAGCUCACUUGUACCUUGUUUUCUGGAGUUCAAGUAUGUCCGAGUUCUACACCUUGAAUAUGGAGUUAUAAGUGGGAACAUAGACCUCACCAGUAUCAGUAGGUUGUUUCUCCUAUGGUAUUUAAAGAUUGCAGGCUCUCCUCCUGGACGUCCAUAUGAGCUGAAGCUACCUAAUCAAAUUGGGGGGCUACAGCAAUUGGAGAUAAUAGAUAUAUAUGGAUGUAAAUUGAGAAAUUAUCCAUCAGAUAUUGUUAGUUUGCCCUGGUUAUCGCAUCUCAGCUCGAUGGGAUCAGUGUUGCCUGACGGGAUCGACAAGUUGACAUCCCUGCGCACCCUAGCAGGCAUACGUCUGUAUGGAAGUUCGGUAGAGAAUGUCAAGGGGCUCGGCAAGCUGACCAACUUGAGACAACUUGAGAUCUCUUCGGAUGGGCCUAGUGAAGGUUUGGAAGAGGCCACCAUGGAUGCCUUGUACUCUUCCAUCUGCAAGCUUUCCGCCAACCUCAGGACCUUUACUUUCACAGGAGGAUUUCUUUACAUACGAGAUGUCCCAGCAGGCUGGAUUACCAGAACAACAUUCCCUUGGGGUUCUCAGAUUCAGGAGCUCAAUCUGGGAUACUGCAGGUUUGAAAGGUGCCCCGAGUGGAUUGGUCAGCUCCACGGCCUCUACAAGAUUUGUAUUAGUGUGAGGGAGGUGGCUGAUGGUGUUAGUAUUGUUGCACAGUUGCCUUCACUUGCCUACUUCUGUUUGAGUAUUUUUGGUAUGGGUAAAGAAGAAAAGGAAGAAAGUGUAGUCAUCCCUGGAACUGGCAGCGGGGCAUUCAGAGCACUCAAGCACCUGCGUUUCUACUGUAAAAAGGUGUCAUUGACCUUUGAAGCUGGGGCUAUGCCCAAGCUGGAGAAGCUUUCUAUACAGUUCCGUCACGAAAUGGCUCCUCAGUUCCUACCGGUUGGCAUCCAGCACUUGCCGGUUGGCACCCUUAAACUAAUCUGGUUACAUGUGAUCCCUGACUUCUUGCAGGUGAUGAAAGGUUCCAAGCUCUUGAACGAUGACUAUUCAAGAAAACGCACAAGGAAGUUGGGGCCCAUGUUGAAGAGAGCAUUUAAGCAGCAGCAUCCUGAUGCUCACAUCAUCACUCACGUAGGAAGGGAUGAAUAUAUUUCGAGUGAUGACGAAGAUCGUUACUCCAGUUUAGAUGAGUAUGAAGUGAUGAAGAAGAUGCAUAUUGAGAGGGACUCCAGUUUAAAUGAGUAUGGACUGAUGAAGAAGAUGAAUAUUGAGAGGGUGUUGACGCAUGAAUUUUUUACAUUCAGUUUAGUUGACCAUCAAGACUUAAUGAAGCAGCAUCAAGACGUAAUGAAGCGGUAUGAAUAUAUUAAAUCCAGAUUAGCUGAGCAUCAAGACAAAGGUGAAGAAGAUGAAGAGUAUUAUAAUGAAGAAGAAGAUUACUGUAAUGAAGAAGAUGAAGCGACAAGCACCAAGAAGAUGAAGAAAUGACGUCUCUUACCUGUAACAUCAUUGAGCCCUAUUAAUGUGAUGCCUAGUUGUACGGAAAUACAACAACUGACCACAUCAUUGUUAAGAUUGUGACGGGUAUUGUCUUGUCUGCACCUACGCUGACGAUACCUUGAACAUUGUUUUUAAAACUUUUUAAUCAUUUUUGAGGAACC
Triticum aestivum (bread wheat) is the source of this 3833-nucleotide messenger RNA. Its product is annotated as disease resistance protein RGA5. The record is from RefSeq and is a predicted model, not a curated record. Gene Ontology annotation, biological process: protein phosphorylation. The transcript is spliced from 9 exons. Bases 550 to 3660 code for a protein of 1036 amino acids. NCBI's taxonomy places the organism in Eukaryota, Viridiplantae, Streptophyta, Magnoliopsida, Poales, Poaceae. Gene Ontology annotation, molecular function: protein kinase activity; ATP binding; ADP binding.